Molecule: messenger RNA, 1155 nt
Organism: Brenthis ino (lesser marbled fritillary)
Lineage: Eukaryota; Metazoa; Arthropoda; Insecta; Lepidoptera; Nymphalidae
Source: the annotation of a GenBank genome assembly
AUGCGUAAAUACUCAUGUAUUCUGGGAAUAGAAACGUCGUGCGACGACACAGGAUGUGCUAUUAUUAAUGAUAGUGGACAUUUAUUAGCAGAGUCAUUACAUUCGCAAAAUUUGGUACAUUUGCGUAAUGGUGGAAUCAUACCUGAUGUUGCUCAAGAUCUUCAUAGAAAAUAUAUUGAGCCUAUAGUGCAUACAACAUUGAAGGCAGCUGACUUAACCAUAUCUGAUAUAACUGCAAUCGCUGUUACAUUAGAGCCAGGACUUCCAUUAAGUCUUGCAAUAGGUAUGAAAUAUGCAAAGCACUUAGCAAGGAACUUUAAUAAGCCCAUUAUACCUAUUCAUCAUAUGCAAGCACAUGCUUUAGUUGCAAGGAUGCAACAUGAUAUUACAUUCCCAUAUUUAACCUUACUUAUAUCUGGAGGACAUUGUUUACUUGUUGUAGUUCAAGAUGUUAAUAAAUUUCAGUUAUUAGGUGAAAGUAUGGACUGUGCACCAGGAGAAGUUUUUGACAAAGUAGCUAGAAGAAUGAAGCUACGUAAUAUACCAGAAUAUUCACAAAUGUGUGGAGGCCAGGCUGUUGAGGUGGCAGCAUCGAAAGCAAAAAAUCCACAUAUGUUUAUACUACCUCUCCCAUUAACACAAUAUAAAGAUUGUAAUUUUAGUUUUAAUGGAAUAAAAACAUCGGCACUUUAUCAUAUUUUUAAGAAAGAAAGAGAUCACAAUAUAGCAGCGGACAAAUUAAUUCCAGAAGUCAAUGAUUUAUGUGCAGCUAUAUUAAUGUCUGUUUCUCGACAUUUGGUCCAUAGAACUCAAAGAGCUAUAGAGUUUUGUGAAAGAAACAAUUUGAUACCUGCUGAUAAAAAACAGUUAGUAGUUUCUGGCGGAGUAGCAUGUAACAACUAUAUUUUUAAUACCUUAACAAUGCUAUGUAAUGAAUUUAAUUACCAAAUUUUAAGGCCUAAGCCAAAGUUAUGUACAGAUAAUGGAAUAAUGAUUGCUUGGAAUGGUCUAGAAAAAUGGAGGAGAAACAUAGAUAUAGUUACAGACUUGAGUAGUUUAGAUAUAAGAGCUAUUAGUCCUAUAGGUGAAAACCUUGUUGACAAAGUUAUUGAAGCACGAAUACCAAUAAAAAUAGUAAAAUUAAAGAUGACAUUA